UCCUUCGUCGAUACAAUGGCUAAGUCGUACCACACCGAGACACUCAUCGUCUUCUUCUGCGCUUUUUUGUUAAGCGUGACAAGUGGCCAACAUCCGAAUUUAUUGCUUCAAACGAAAGACGACACAAUAAAUCUUCGUUUAGAAUACGAAACUUUGAAAACUCGUUUUGAGGAGUUUGCUGGCGCCGUUGAGAUUCAGUUUGACCGCCUGAGAGAGGAAGUCCGACAGUUAAAAACAAAUAAGGCUAGCGAAAAGAAUUCACAUACAAGUGUCACCUCUAGAGGUGUAAUUCCAAGAUCUUGUCAUGAAGCCCGAUUAGCUGACCCUUCAUUGUCCACCGGCGUUUACUGGAUCGAUCCCGACGGCCAAGGUGUUGGAGACGAUCCCAUCCAAGUAAAUUGCGACAUGUCCUCAGGAAUGACAAUCAUUGGGCACGACACCGAAGCAUCGACAAACGUCGGCCAUUGCACAGAUCCCGGCUGUUAUACGAAACCAAUCGUGUACCAAGCAUCACUAAAACAGAUCACAGCCCUUACACAACUUUCAUCAGAUUGUCGCCAGUCAAUUAAGUACGAGUGCUACUCUGCUCCUCUGCAGUUUGAUGGCGUCGAAUAUUCCUGGUGGAACGACCGGAACGGUAACGAGCAAUAUUACUGGCACGGUAGCGAUAACUCCACGCAUAUGUGUUUGUGCGGAAUUGCAAAUAUGUGUGCCGAUCCUAAAAAAAACUGCAACUGUGACGCGGAUGUUCCCAUUAACUUAGUCGACGAAGGAGAGAUAACUUCGAAAGAAAGUUUGCCAAUCACACGUUUGAUGAAUUUCGGAAGAACGAUCCCUGCAGCGUCGAGUGGCAUUCACACUUUAGGAAAAUUGAAAUGCUCCGGCCAGAAGUUGGUCGACGGAAUGCCAACCUCUUGCGUGGAAUUGUGGCAGAUCGGUCAUGUCCUUAACGGCUUAUACUUGAUCAAGGGCGCAUCUCAUGUAGAAACGGUUUACUGUGAUUUUACCAAAGCUUCAACCGACACAGGAUUUGAAACGUGGAUUGGCUUUGCCGAUGUCAAGUCAUCAUCUGUUUAUUUUGAUGUACAGAGGAAUACGACUUUCUCAACUAUUAACUCUGUCAUUCCAUAUGAAAUCACAAGAACUAAUGUGGGGAAUGCCAUGAACCCUUCUACUGGAAUAUUCAUAGCACCGAGACCGGGGAAAUAUUUUUUUGAUUAUUCUGGUAUUGCUGAUGUCACUCAAGGAACCAAUGCUGCACGCGUUGAUUUUCAGUUGAAUGGUGCUAGGAUUGCACAAGGAUAUAGUCACACCACUUAUGAUGCAUUUGCACACCAAUCCACUUUGGAGCUUAAAGAAGGAGACCAAAUAAGACUGUUCUUGGUAGCCGGAGCUAUUAAUGGUUAUCAUACUACUUUUAUUGGCUGGUUAGUCGAAGAAGAUGAUGGGUUCAAUGUUAUAGAGUGACAGCCGACGCAGAAGACCAAAAAUCAAAUUUUGAUUUGAUUUGGCAUUUUGAAAUACGUUUCGUGCGGUUUCUCCAUGGUAAGUUGAGUCGAAAGUUUGUGUCAAAUAUAUAGUUCGCGAUAGUUCGUUUAACUGCGUUUAACCAUCCGAUAAAAAAAAAUUAUGCAAUAAAUCAAUAAUGUUUCCGAUGGUAAAUUAUUCUGAUAUUUUUUUCAUUAUUGCAAAGAGCUAAGCAAAACUAUAAUGAGAUUGCCCGUAUUAUCCCUGACUCUUUUGGCACUUGCAAACUCACAGUUGUUGCUGGAUGCGGGACUGGAUAUGAUUUUUAAAAAAAGUUGAAUAUCGUUAAUAAUAAGACAAAUUUUAUCCAGCUUAUACUCCUUAUUACAUACACUUGAGUCGAAAAAUACACCCGUUGCGAUUG
Daphnia pulicaria is the source of this 1891-nucleotide messenger RNA. Its product is annotated as contactin-associated protein-like 2. The record is from RefSeq and is a predicted model, not a curated record. Gene Ontology annotation, molecular function: extracellular matrix structural constituent; protein binding. NCBI's taxonomy places the organism in Eukaryota, Metazoa, Arthropoda, Branchiopoda, Diplostraca, Daphniidae. The transcript is spliced from 6 exons. The coding region runs from base 16 to 1467 and encodes 483 amino acids.